AUGUUCUUGAACACAGCAUCUCCCAGGAGGUCGUUCACCGUCCCCAUUAACAUCAACCUGCAGGGUGCUCGCAGGCGGCAGACACGGGAUUUCGCCCACACAGCGCCCACGCAGGAGCAUGAGUGGAGAAGAGGUGUGGAUGGACGCGGGGGUCAGCGAGCUCGCACCCUGCCAGUGUCAAGUGUCGGGGAGGACAGAGCCAUCCUGCUGGGCUUCACCAUGAUGGCCUUCUCUGUGCUCAUGUUGUUUGUGGUCGGCACCGCUAUAGUCAAACCUUAUGUUAACAGUAACUGGGAGGAGGAAACCAGCUGUGUGCUGCUGUAUACUGUUGUCCUGAAGGAGUGGGUGGACUGCAGAGGCGUGAGCACUGUGCCGUGCCUCAGGGUGACAGUUAACCUCACAGCCUCCAACCAGAGCGCUUUUCUACACUUUGACGAGGAGUCGGUCCUUCUUGCUCCUGAGUGUUUCUACAUACCCAAAUGUCGGAUGGACUGGACGGAACUUCAAGAUGAAGUCCAGAAAGUAAAAAACACGUUGGACACUUACCUCGGGAACACCUCAUCUUGCUUAACUGACCUCACAAGGCACCCGAGGGACGUCAUCCUGAGCAGGAAGUACACUUUGAGGAAGACCUUAUUUGCAUUGAUGUGGCCCGGUCUGAUGCUGGGUGGCGGAGCUCUGCUGGUGGGCCUCGUGAAGCUGACACAGUACUUAGCUCAGCUGUCCUCUGAGAUGUGCAGUGAGAUUGCAGAGGGCAAGCUGAUUUCAAGAUACACUCAGGGCAACCUGUAUAAACUCAUGCGGCGAUCCAGUGUGCAGUCUCCCACAUGUAAUAACUAG
This is a messenger RNA of Scomber scombrus (Atlantic mackerel), 840 nucleotides long. It is a transcript of the gene kcnmb3, whose product is annotated as potassium calcium-activated channel subfamily M regulatory beta subunit 3. The transcript has 4 exons. Gene Ontology annotation, cellular component: membrane; voltage-gated potassium channel complex. NCBI's taxonomy places the organism in Eukaryota, Metazoa, Chordata, Actinopteri, Scombriformes, Scombridae. Gene Ontology annotation, molecular function: calcium-activated potassium channel activity; potassium channel regulator activity. Gene Ontology annotation, biological process: detection of calcium ion; potassium ion transport. The record is from RefSeq and is a predicted model, not a curated record. The coding region runs from base 1 to 840 and encodes 279 amino acids.